AUGACAUUUGGGACCGUUACAAAUCAAGAUCUGCCUGUGAUCAAGUGUGUUUUAAUCAAUCAUAAGAACAAUGAUUCAUCAGUGGGGAAAUCAUCAUCAUAUCCCAUGAUGUCAGAAUCCCCAGAAGACCUUGGGUGUGCUUUGCGAUCCAGGAGCGCAGGGACCGUGUACGAAGCUGCCACGGUGGAAGUGGAUGUGCUCGCAUCCAUCACGUUGCAGGUGCUGGUCAGCACCCCAGGGAACAUCUCUUGUCUCUGGGUGUUUAAGCACAACUCCCUGAAUUGCCAGCCACACUUUGACUUACAAAACAGGGGAGUUGUUUCCAUGGUCAUUUUGAAAAUGACAGAAACCCAAGCUGGAGAAUACCUACUUUUCAUUCGGAGUGAAGCUACCAAUUACACAAUAUUGUUUACAGUGAGUAUAAGAACCCCGCACCCGCUCUGUGGAACAGUGAGUGUGCGCCCCAGCUGUAAAGAAGAGAGUCCAGCUGUUGUUAAAAAGAAGGAGAAGGUACUUCGUGAAUUAUUUGGAACCGAUAUAAGGUGCUGCGCAAGAAAUGAGCUGGGCAGCGCGUGCACCCAGCUGUUCACAAUAGAUUUAAAUCAAACUCCUCAGACCACUCUGCCACAACUGUUUCUUAAAGUGGGCGAACCCUUGUGGAUAAGGUGUAAAGCUGUCCACGUGAACCAUGGAUUCGGGCUCACCUGGGAAUUGGAAAACAAAGCCCUCAAGGAGGGCAGCUACUUUGAGAUGAGUGCCUAUUCGGCAAACAGAACUAUGAUACGGAUUCUGUUCGCUUUUGUAUCGUCCGUGGGAAGAAACGACACUGGAUACUACACUUGUUCCUCUUCAAAGCAUCCCAGCCGGUCAGCGUUGGUUACCAUCCUAGAAAAGGGUUUUAUAAAUGCUACCAAUUCAAGUGAAGAUUAUGAAAUUGACCAAUACGAAGAGUUCUGUUUUUCUGUCAGGUUUAAAGCGUACCCCCAGAUCAGGUGCACGUGGACCUUCUCUCAGAGAUCGUUUCCUUGUGAACAGAGUGGUCUUGAGGAUGGAUACAGCAUAUCUAAGUUUUGCAACCAUAAGCAUCAGCCAGGAGAAUAUAUAUUCCAUGCAGAAAAUGAUGAUGCUGAAUUCACCAAAAUGUUCACGCUGAAUAUAAGAAGGAAACCUCAAGUGCUAGCAGAAGCAUCGGCAAGUCAGGCGUCUUGUUCCUCGGAUGGAUACCCGUUGCCAUCUUGGACCUGGAAGAAGUGUUCAGACCAGUCUCUCAACUGCACAGAAGAAAUCACAGAAGGCGUCUGGAGUAGAAAGGCUAACAGAAAGGUGUUCGGACAGUGGGUGUCGAGCAGCACUUUAAACAUGAGCGAGGCCGUGAGAGGGUUCCUAGUCAAGUGCUGUGCAUACAAUUCCGUUGGCACCUCUUGUGAAACCAUCCUGUUAAACUCUCCAGGUCCCUUCCCUUUCAUCCAAGACAGCAUCUCAUUCUAUGCAACAAUUGGGCUUUGUCUUCUCUUCAUUGUCAUUUUAACCGUGCUAAUUUGUCACAAGUACAAAAAGCAAUUCAGGUAUGAAAGCCAGCUGCAGAUGGUACACGUGACGGGCUCACUGGAUAAUGAGUACUUCUACGUUGAUUUCAGAGAAUAUGAAUAUGAUCUCAAGUGGGAAUUUCCAAGAGAAAAUUUAGAGUUCGGGAAGGUGCUGGGAUCGGGUGCUUUUGGAAAAGUGAUGAAUGCAACAGCUUAUGGAAUUAGUAAAACAGGAGUCUCAAUCCAGGUUGCAGUCAAAAUGCUGAAAGAAAAAGCAGACAGUUCCGAAAGAGAGGCGCUCAUGUCGGAACUCAAGAUGAUGACCCACCUGGGAAACCAUGAGAACAUCGUGAACCUGCUGGGGGCGUGCACACUGUCAGGACCAAUUUACUUGAUUUUUGAAUAUUGUUGCUAUGGUGAUCUUCUCAACUAUCUAAGAAGUAAAAGAGAAAAAUUUCACAGGACGUGGACAGAGAUUUUCAAGGAACACAAUUUCAGUUUUUACCCAACUUUCCAAUCACAUCCAAAUUCCAGCAUGCCUGGUUCAAGAGAAGUUCAAACACAUCAGGACUCGGAUCAGAUCUCAGGGCUCCAUAGGAAUUCAUUUCAUUGUGAAGAUGAAAUUGAAUAUGAAAACCAAAAAAGGCUGGAAGAAGAAGAGGACUUGAACGUACUUACAUUUGAAGAUCUUCUUUGCUUUGCUUAUCAAGUUGCCAAAGGAAUGGAAUUUCUAGAAUUUAAGUCGUGUGUCCACAGGGACCUGGCAGCCAGGAAUGUGCUCGUCACCCACGGGAAGGUGGUGAAGAUAUGCGAUUUUGGAUUGGCUCGAGAUAUCAUGAGUGAUUCCAACUAUGUCGUGAGGGGCAACGCCCGUCUGCCUGUGAAAUGGAUGGCUCCAGAAAGCUUAUUUGAAGGGAUCUACACGAUUAAGAGUGAUGUGUGGUCAUACGGAAUAUUGCUCUGGGAAAUCUUCUCACUUGGUGUGAAUCCUUACCCCGGCAUUCCGGUUGACGCUAACUUCUAUAAACUCAUUCAGAGUGGGUUUAAAAUGGAUCAGCCGUUUUAUGCUACGGAAGAAAUAUACUUUAUAAUGCAAUCCUGCUGGGCUUUUGACUCUAGGAAACGGCCAUCCUUCCCUAAUCUGACUUCAUUUUUAGGAUGUCAGCUGGCUGAUGCAGAAGAAGCGAUGUAUCAGAACAUGGACGGCCGGAUUACGGAACGUCCUUGCACCUACCAAAACAGGCGACCUUUUAGCAGAGAGAUGGAUUCAGGGCCACCCACUCCACAGGAUCGGGUUGAAGAUUCUUAG
Messenger RNA from Propithecus coquereli (Coquerel's sifaka), 2835 nucleotides. RefSeq names its product fms-related tyrosine kinase 3 (gene FLT3). Gene Ontology annotation, molecular function: transmembrane receptor protein tyrosine kinase activity; ATP binding. NCBI's taxonomy places the organism in Eukaryota, Metazoa, Chordata, Mammalia, Primates, Indriidae. The transcript has 23 exons. The coding region runs from base 1 to 2835 and encodes 944 amino acids. The record is from RefSeq and is a predicted model, not a curated record. Gene Ontology annotation, cellular component: signaling receptor complex. Gene Ontology annotation, biological process: multicellular organism development; positive regulation of kinase activity; cytokine-mediated signaling pathway.